Molecule: messenger RNA, 1035 nt
Organism: Trematomus bernacchii (emerald rockcod)
Lineage: Eukaryota; Metazoa; Chordata; Actinopteri; Perciformes; Nototheniidae
Product: TSC22 domain family protein 4-like
Biological process (GO): regulation of transcription by RNA polymerase II
Source: RefSeq, a predicted model, not a curated record
AGUCAGACCUUAAGGAGGGACAUCAGAAUUUAAGGAGGGACGUCAGACCUUAAGGAGGGGACUUCAGACCUUAACGAGGGUCGUCAGGCCUUAACGAGGGACGUCAGGCCUUAACGAGGGACGUCAGACCUUAACGAGGGACGUCAGACUUUAAGGAGGGACGUCAGACCUUAAGGAGGGACUUCAGACCUUAACGAGGGUCGUCAGGCCUUAAGGAGGGACGUCAGACCUUAAGGAGGGACGUCAGACUUUAAGGAGGGACGUCAGACCUUAAGGAGGGACGUCAGACCUUAACCAGGGAAGUCAGACCUUAAGGAGGGACGUCAGACCUUAAGGAGGGACGUCAGACCUUAAGGAGGGACGUCAGACCUUAACCAGGGACGUCAGGCCUUAAGGAGGGACGUCAGACCUUAACCAGGGAAGUCAGACCUUAAGGAGGGACGUCAGGCCUUAAGGAGGGACGUCAGACCUUAACGAGGGACGGGAAGGUUCCUCAGUCUGUAGCCGAGUCCUGAUUGGACUGUCCUGUUGACGCUGUGAUUGGUUGAUGUUUGGUGUAAAGAAGAUGACCCCUGACCCCCCCCCUGACGCCCCCCCCUGUCCUCGUCCUCUGCGCCGCCAUCCCUCCACCCCCCCCCUCCCCCUCAGGAUGCUAAAGCUUGUUGCUAAGCAACCAGAGAUGGUGGUGUUGCGGGAGCGGAGGAGGGUCAGAGGUCAUGUGACCGGCAGCAGGGAGUCCUGGCCGGGCGCCGCCCCCCCUCCGGUUGCCUCUCAUUGGUCCGUCCCUGUCAGAGCUCCUCCCAGUGGGCGGGGCUCUGAGGCCAGCAUGAUGUCACUGAUGCUGCUCUGCCACAGUAGAGAGCUGGUUGCCAUCGACAACAAAAUCGAGCAGGCCAUGGACUUGGUGAAGAGUCACCUGAUGCUGGCGGUCAGAGAGGAGGUGGAGCUUCUGAAGGAUCAGAUCAGAGACCUGAGGGAGAGGAACCAGAACCUGGAGAGAGAGAACCUGCUGCUGAGAACCCUCACACACACACA